This is a messenger RNA of Drosophila navojoa, 3414 nucleotides long. RefSeq names its product kinase suppressor of ras (gene ksr). Gene Ontology annotation, molecular function: ATP binding; protein binding; protein serine/threonine kinase activity. Gene Ontology annotation, biological process: protein phosphorylation. NCBI's taxonomy places the organism in Eukaryota, Metazoa, Arthropoda, Insecta, Diptera, Drosophilidae. The record is from RefSeq and is a predicted model, not a curated record.
GGUGUAGAGAAAUUUCGUGCGUGCAGGCGACAACACGGCACCCGUUCUGUCUACCUUCUAAAAACUACUAAACUUAUCGCGUUUUCCGCAUUUCAGAAUCUUUCUUGAGGUUUACAUUUCGCGGGAUUGCUCGUGUGUGAUUUCAGUAAAAGAAACAAAUCAAUUAAAGAGAGGGAAUGUGCAUCAAAGUGGUGCAAACAACAAAUGGUUUGUGAGUGCGUCUGAAAAAAUCAAUCAGUUUGUGCUGCUGCAAGGGGCGGGCGGUUCACAACAAAAUGAGCAGCAGCGCCGCCGCCCAGCUGACUGCACCGCCAGUCAGCAGCAACAAAGGCGCCAGCAGCAGCAGCAGUAACAACAAUACAACGACGAAUGCAAGCGAAAGCAAUCUAAUCAUCAUACAGGAUAUGAUUGAUCUCUCGGCUAACCAUCUGGAGGGCUUGCGGACACAAUGUGCUACGAGUGCAACGCUAACGCAACAGGAGAUACGGUGUCUAGAAUCAAAGCUAGUACGCUACUUUUCCGAACUGCUCCUAACCAAAGCAAGGUUAAAUGAGCGUAUUCCCGCUAAUGGGCUGCUCCCACAUCACCAAGCCACCGGGAACGAGUUGCGUCAGUGGUUACGAGUUGUGGGUCUAAGUCCGGAAUCUUUGAAUGCAUUCCUAUCGCGGUACACUACACUGGAGCAAAUGUUGCAGCUGAGCGACGAAGAACUGAAACAAAUGCUUGCCCACAAUCCUAGUAGCCAGCAUGAUGAAGAAGUGCGUCGUUUGACUAAGGCGAUGCAUAAUCUCCGGAAAUGUAUGGAAACACUAGAAAGCACCGGAGCAGUUGCGCCAAAUCCUGAUCCGGAGCAAUGGCACUGGGACUCAUGGGAUCGACCCCAUCCGCAUCACAUGCAUCGCGGUAGCAUUGGCAACAUUGGCCUCGGACUGAACAGCGCCUCGCCUCGCACACAUCAUCGACAACAUCAGCAUCACGGGAAUAGCAAGCCAAAAGCUGGUAGCAGCUCAGCGUCAAAUUCUCGUAGCGAACAGCAACCACUUACUGGCUCACAGAUGACUUUAACAUUAACUCCCUCGCCACCGAACUCGCCGUUCACACCCGCCUCCGGCACGGUAUCUGCCAGCGGAACUCCGCUGCGCAGCUUUAGUACGGCAACAGCUGCUGGCACGCCACCUCCCGCCAAAAAACAUCAAACGUUACUAAUGCAUAACAGCAGCGCUUCGGAUGUAGGAAUAACUGAGCAACCACCAAGGCCGCCGCGUAACCGCUUGCCCACAGAUCCCAGCCCCGACAGCCAUAGCUCGGCCAGCAGCUCAGACAAUUUUGUGGACUCUAGCAGUAUCGGCAGCUCUAAUGUGUUGUUGGUGCCGCCCUCGCCAGGUGUGGCACACGUGGGCAUGGGUCAUACCAUUAAACACCGUUUUAGCUAUUGGUUUGGUAUACGCGCCACCUGCAAACUAUGCCAAAAGCAGAUGUUGAGUCAUUGGUUAAAGUGUACCGACUGCAAAUAUAUUUGCCACAAGUCCUGUGCCCCGCAUGUGCCGCCCUCAUGUGGUCUUCCACCUGAAUAUAUUCACGAAUUUCGCCAAACUCAAGUGGGCGGCAGAUGGGACCCAUCCCAGCACAGCGGCAGCAAAAUGUCACCAGUGCCAAAAAAGAAUACGCUAGGCAAACCGCAAUUACAGCAGCCGCAGCUACAGCAUGGAGACAGCAGCUCACCAAGCUCGAGCUGCACCAGCUCUACGCCCAGCAGUCCAGCACUAUUCCAGCAGCAGCAGCAACAACAACAACUAGGCACGCCCAGUGCCUGCCAGUCGAAGCCUGGUCCUGUUGGUGGAACAGCGGGCGGACAACAGGGUCAGCAAAGUCAAUUCAAUUUCCCGAACGUGACUAUCACUAGCAUCAAUGCCUGCAAUAGUAACGCGAGUGCAGCCCAAACGCUGAUAUCCAAUGAGUCCCAACCACACAUGAGCACAGGAGAGCCUCUGACCAACGGAAACAACAACAGCAGCUCCACCAACAGUAGCCACAGCACUAGCACUAAUAACAACAGCAGCAGCAGCUCUAAUGGCCUGAUCCACUCAUUGACUGGCAGUCAAGCGUCGACCCAUUCGGCUGCUUCGCAAGUGUCGAAUUUGAGCAGUGGAAGCACGGCCACCUAUACGGCCAGCCUGGUGAACAGCGACAGCUUCUUUCCCCGCAAACUGAGCAAUGCUGGUGUGGACAAGCGCACGCCAUUCACUAGCGAGUACACGGACACCCAUAAGUCAAACGAUAGUGAUAAGACGGUGUCGCUGUCAGGGAGCGCCAGCACCGACUCGGAUCGCACGCCUGUGCGUUUGGACUCAACUGAAGAUGGGGACUCGGGCCAGUGGCGCCAGAACUCCAUAUCGUUAAAGGAAUGGGAUAUACCCUAUGGUGAUCUGCACUUGAUGGAACGCAUUGGACAAGGACGCUUCGGCACUGUGCAUCGAGCCUUGUGGCAUGGUGAUGUCGCUGUGAAGCUACUCAAUGAAGACUACCUACAGGACGAACACAUGCUGGAAUCAUUUCGCAACGAGGUGGCGAAUUUCAAGAAGACGCGACACGAGAACUUGGUACUAUUCAUGGGAGCCUGCAUGAAUCCGCCGUAUUUGGCCAUUGUCACAUCAUUAUGCAAGGGCAACACACUCUACACCUACAUACAUCAACGACGGGAAAAGUUCGCCAUGAAUCGCACGCUGCUGAUCGCCCAACAGAUUGCGCAGGGAAUGGGCUACUUGCAUGCUAGGGACAUAAUACACAAGGAUCUGCGCACCAAGAACAUCUUCAUUGAGAACGGCAAGGUGAUCAUCACGGACUUUGGCCUCUUCAGCUCCACAAAGCUGCUGUACUGUGAUAUGGGGCUGGGGGUUCCACAAAAUUGGCUGUGCUACUUGGCCCCGGAACUGAUACGAGCGCUGCUGCCCAGAAAACCGGCUGGUGAGUGCUUAGAAUUCACGUCCUAUUCUGAUGUGUACUCUUUCGGGACCGUGUGGUACGAGCUCAUUUGCGGCGAGUUCACGUUCAAGGAUCAACCGGCAGAGUCAAUCAUUUGGCAAGUGGGGCGAGGCAUGAAGCAAUCGCUGGCCAAUCUACAAUCUGGUCGCGAUGUCAAGGACCUGUUGAUGCUGUGCUGGACGUACGAAAAGGAGCAUAGGCCAGAUUUUGCACGUCUACUCUCCCUAUUGGAGCAUUUGCCAAAGAAGCGAUUGGCGCGCAGUCCCUCGCAUCCCGUUAACCUGUCACGCUCAGCGGAGUCUGUGUUCUAAGCAGCCUACUAUAUACAUUUAUACAUUUCUAUACACACACACAUAAAUGUUAUAUAUGUAAGCAGGCACAUGCACACUGUUUCAAAUUAGCACAAUUUCACGGAAUAUAUAUAUAUAUAUA